Magnolia sinica is the source of this 1851-nucleotide messenger RNA. RefSeq names its product sugar transporter ERD6-like 6. The record is from RefSeq and is a predicted model, not a curated record. Gene Ontology annotation, cellular component: membrane. Gene Ontology annotation, biological process: carbohydrate transport; transmembrane transport. The transcript is spliced from 18 exons. Lineage: Eukaryota; Viridiplantae; Streptophyta; Magnoliopsida; Magnoliales; Magnoliaceae. Bases 73 to 1548 code for a protein of 491 amino acids. Gene Ontology annotation, molecular function: sugar transmembrane transporter activity.
CCCUUCCAAUAUCACAGCACUCUUCAUUUGUUUUUUAUUUUUUUGGGAGAAGAAAAGAGGAGAAGAAAGAAGAUGAGUUUUAGGGAGGAGAAUGAAGAAGGAAGGGCAGAUCUUAGGAAGCCCUUCCUUCACACGGGUAGCUGGUAUCGAAUGGGAUCGAGGCAGUCUAGCAUGAUCGAGAAGCUCGGCUCUUCUGCUCAGGUCAUCCGUGAUUCCUCUGUCUCCGUCCUCCUCUGCACUCUCAUUGUCGCCCUCGGCCCCAUCCAAUUCGGUUUUACUGGCGGCUACUCUUCCCCAACCCAAUCGGCUAUCAUCAGCGAUCUAGGCCUUUCGCUCUCCGAGUUCUCCGUAUUCGGUUCUCUCUCCAAUGUCGGGGCUAUGGUCGGGGCCAUUGCCAGCGGUCAGAUUGCUGAGUACAUUGGCCGAAAAGGGUCCCUGAUGAUCGCUUCCAUUCCUAAUAUCAUUGGAUGGCUUGCCAUUUCUUUUGCCAAAGAUUCUUCAUUCCUGUACAUGGGUCGACUGUUGGAAGGGUUCGGGGUGGGGGUGAUCUCCUAUACGGUGCCCGUGUAUAUAGCAGAGAUAGCACCUCAGAACAUGAGAGGAGGUCUUGGAUCAGUGAAUCAGCUUUCAGUCACUAUUGGCAUAAUGCUGGCUUAUCUCUUGGGAAUGUUUCUUCAUUGGAGAGUGCUUGCUGUAUUAGGAAUAUUACCCUGUACAAUUUUGAUACCUGGUCUGUUUUUCAUCCCUGAAUCCCCCCGGUGGCUGGCAAAAAUGGGUAUGACGGAUGAGUUCGAAACUUCUUUGCAAGUACUACGGGGAUUUGAUACUGACAUUUCUUUUGAAGUGAAUGAAAUCAAGAGAUCUGUGGCUUCCACAAGCAAGAGAACAACCAUCCGAUUUUCUGAUCUCAAGCAAAGAAGAUAUUGGUUUCCUCUAAUGGUAGGAAUUGGGUUACUAGUAUUGCAGCAGCUAAGUGGAGUCAAUGGCAUCCUAUUUUAUGCGAGCAAUAUUUUCAAAGCUGCUGGGAUUUCAUCAAGUAAUAUGGCAACCUUUGGACUUGGGGUCAUUCAGGUUUUUGCCACUGGAAUUACUACUUGGUUGAUUGACAAAGCUGGUCGUCGACUUCUUCUUAUUAUCUCAUCUUCUGGAAUGACAGUUAGCCUUCUGAUCGUUGCAGUUGCAUUUUAUGUCAAGGGUACUCUCUCAGAAGAUUCUCGAUUUUAUAGUCUUAUGAGCAUACUAUCACUAGUUGGACUUGUGGCAUUUGUCAUUUCCUUCUCUCUUGGAGUGGGAGCUAUUCCAUGGGUUAUAAUGUCUGAGAUACUUCCUGUGAAUAUUAAGGGCCUUGCUGGUAGCAUAGCAACACUUGCCAAUUGGUUCACAUCCUGGGGGAUUACGAUGACAGCCAACCUACUUCUGAACUGGAGCAGCGGAGGAACCUUUACCAUUUACACAGUCGUGAGUGCAUUCACACUAGUGUUCGUGAUAUUAUGGGUGCCGGAGACCAAGGGGAGAGCACUGGAGGAAAUCCAGUGGUCCUUCAGAUGAUCUUUUCUUUCUUUUUUCUGGCUGCUCUUGGAUAUGAUUUGAGCAUUGUUUUUCACCGGUCUUGCACACUUGCAGUGACAUGCAUGUGCCAGUUCCAGAAAACAAAAGCCGUGUAGCUCUACUGCUUCAUAAUUUUCAAUUUUAACUGCUAUAUAUAAGCGACUGCUUGUAAAUUUAUUUGCCUCGCACCAUGUCAAUAAUGAAGACUGGUAUCUUGAUAUAAAUACUUUUCCCAUUUAUUCAACUAGAAAAAGAAAAAAAAAAAGAAGGAAGUCCGCUAUGCUAGCACACACAUUUUCAGGA